GGUCUUGGCAGGGCCGGCAGGAACCAGCUCUGAUACCAAGGAGCUACAGCCUGUAGAGAUAAACAGGGCUUCCCGGGAGAAAAGAAGGAUUUGAAAAGUUACCCGCCACGAUGUCGGACAGAAGCCCCUUCGAAACGGACAUGCUCACCCUCACUCGCUACGUUAUGGAAAAGGGGCGUCAGGCCAAAGGGACCGGGGAGCUCACACAGCUACUGAACUCCAUGCUGACGGCCAUCAAAGCCAUAUCCUCGGCUGUGCGCAAGGCUGGCCUGGCCCACCUGUACGGAAUUGCGGGAAGCGUGAACGUGACCGGGGAUGAGGUGAAGAAACUGGACGUGUUAUCCAAUUCCCUGGUGAUCAACAUGCUCCAGUCCUCCUACAGCACCUGCGUCCUGGUUUCGGAGGAGAACAAAGACGCGAUUGUCACCAGCAAGGAGAAGAGGGGGAAGUAUAUAGUCUGCUUUGACCCACUGGAUGGAUCUUCUAACAUCGACUGCCUGGCCUCCAUUGGAACCAUCUUUGCUAUCUAUAGAAAGACCUCAGAGGACGAGCCUUCUGAAAAAGAUGCUCUGCAGCCAGGCCGAAAUAUCGUGGCUGCAGGCUAUGCCCUCUAUGGUAGUGCAACCCUCGUGGCUCUUUCCACUGGGCAAGGCGUGGACCUCUUCAUGCUCGACCCAGCUCUCGGUGAAUUUGUCCUCGUGGAAAAAGAUGUCAAGAUAAAACAGAAAGGAAAGAUUUACAGUCUCAAUGAGGGCUAUGCCAAAUAUUUUGAUGCUGCCACCUCAGAAUAUGUGCAGAGAAAGAAAUUUCCUGAGGAUGGCAGUGCUCCCUAUGGGGCCAGGUAUGUGGGCUCUAUGGUAGCCGAUGUGCACCGCACCCUGGUCUAUGGAGGGAUCUUCCUGUACCCGGCGAACCAGAAAAGUCCUAAGGGCAAGCUUCGGCUCCUGUACGAGUGCAAUCCUGUGGCCUAUAUCAUAGAGCAGGCUGGAGGCCUGGCGACCACGGGCACCCAGCCCGUGCUGGACGUGAAGCCGGAGUCCAUUCACCAACGAGUCCCCCUUGUUCUGGGGUCCCCGGAUGAUGUAAAGGAAUACCUCACCUGUGUACAGAAAAGCCAGGCAGGCAGGUAGUGGGUUUCACCCUGAAUGCUGCCUUUUCUUUGUCUUGUCCCUUCUAUUAAGGGCCCUAAAGGAACGAUUAUUGUAAACAGUGGUGAUGAGUAACCAAAGGCAAAGCUCCCCUGAAUCCCCCAAAGAAGAGCCGCAGUGACAUGCUCCGCACAGCUCUAGAAGCCAGAGGCAAUUUUGUGCUCAGUGGGAAGGGCUCAAAAUAAAAACCCACAUGGGAAAAGAA
This is a messenger RNA of Neomonachus schauinslandi (Hawaiian monk seal), 1353 nucleotides long. RefSeq names its product fructose-bisphosphatase 2 (gene FBP2). The transcript has 7 exons. Gene Ontology annotation, biological process: fructose 1,6-bisphosphate metabolic process; fructose 6-phosphate metabolic process; fructose metabolic process. Bases 111 to 1130 code for a protein of 339 amino acids. The record is from RefSeq and is a predicted model, not a curated record. Gene Ontology annotation, cellular component: cytoplasm; cytosol. Gene Ontology annotation, molecular function: fructose 1,6-bisphosphate 1-phosphatase activity. Lineage: Eukaryota; Metazoa; Chordata; Mammalia; Carnivora; Phocidae.